Ceratitis capitata (Mediterranean fruit fly) is the source of this 507-nucleotide messenger RNA. RefSeq lists its product as uncharacterized. Gene Ontology annotation, molecular function: serine-type endopeptidase activity. The coding region runs from base 1 to 507 and encodes 168 amino acids. The record is from RefSeq and is a predicted model, not a curated record. The transcript has 5 exons. Lineage: Eukaryota; Metazoa; Arthropoda; Insecta; Diptera; Tephritidae.
AUGUGGAGCGGUUUCGAUCGUGGCAGUUCUCGUGGCGUCGAUAUACAAAGCACCACGAAUAAUGCCGGCAAUAGUCAACAGGAGACUUUGGCUGAAAUCGAACACAUAUCAACGAUUGCCGGCUCGCUGGUAUCUAUAGCUUCCAUAUCACAUACACACACACAAGUACGUUAUCAAUGUACCAACGAUGCCGGUUAUGAGACUGAACAUACAUCGCUCAAUUCGGAUUUUGAUGAGGCGGAACUGCGUAGGGAAUUAUUGCGGGAUAAAUGGAAAUUACUAUUCGAUAUGUUUGAUCCCGAAGGUUUCGGCGAGAUACACGUUGAUGAUUUUAUAAAAGCAUUAAAAUCGCCCGAAUUCUUAUCACAAGUGCCUAUGAAUAAACGUGAAUUGUUGCAUGAGCGUGCGAAAAAGGCGCGCCUGCCAACUGGACCUGGAUAUGUUACUUUUCAAGACUUUGUUAAUGUGAGAAAGAAGUCGAAUAGAAUGCAUAGAUUCAUGAGUUGA